Messenger RNA from Dermacentor silvarum, 2158 nucleotides. RefSeq names its product clotting factor G beta subunit. Gene Ontology annotation, biological process: proteolysis. Bases 125 to 1288 code for a protein of 387 amino acids. Lineage: Eukaryota; Metazoa; Arthropoda; Arachnida; Ixodida; Ixodidae. The record is from RefSeq and is a predicted model, not a curated record. Gene Ontology annotation, molecular function: serine-type endopeptidase activity. The transcript has 7 exons.
CGAAGCAGGCGAGUGGAAGGAAUGGGAUUUUGUAACCGUCAGUUUUUUCUUCGAGCAGCGCGGCAUAAAGGAGCUUGCUAAAGACGCUAACGGGCGUGGAAAAAAAACGAAAAAAAAACGAGCCAUGGACCCUGAUUCUGGCAUCAAGCAGUUAUCCAGGCCCGUUUCUCGCCUCUUCAAGAGGUCCACCGUUGUCGUCAUUGCUGGUGCUGCAGUCGCUUUUCUUCAGCUGUCACAAGUACGGUGCGAUCCGGACGGGACCGAGUUCAGGCCCGAGGCUUGCCGGGCCACGGCAAGUGAGGGUGGAGGGGAUCGCCGGUGCGUGCCCUUGACCUGGUGCCCGCCCUUGGUGGCCGCGGCCGUUCGCGGGCCCCGACCGCAAUCAUGCGGCGUCCACGAGAGCUCGCUGCUAGUUUGCUGUCCGUCGGCCAGCGUGGUGGACCCGGCGACACGGAACACUGGCGACGACGUGCUAUCCGCCGGCACACCACCUGCGGGCCCUCGUAACGAACCAGGCUGUGGCGUAGUGGCCAAAGGUCCAGGAGGAGUCGCUAACGGAUCAAGUGGAAGCGUCACGAUUACGAAGUCUCCGUGGCCUUGGAUGGCGGCCAUAUUCAAAGACGGCGAGUUCCUUUGCGGUGGUUCUCUUUUGGAUCGCGACACUGUGCUGACGGCGGCGCAUUGCUUCUAUCACUUCAGAAACGACAUCGGGAAGUAUAAAGUGCGCCUUGGCAUUCUGAAGCUGAACGAGACGGUGAGCGCGCACGGCGCCGAACUUCCGAUCCUCUGGAUACGGAGGCACGAACGCUACCGUGAGGGCAACAUCUACAACGACAUCGCGCUUGUGAAGACCGCCACGAAGGCAUCCUACGGUAGCCUCAUCGUCCCAGUGUGUCUGCCGCAGCGAGACUUCGGGCUCGACGGACAGCGCGUGGUCGUGCUCGGCUGGGGACUCACGUCUUUCGGAGGCCGGCACCCGUCCAGGCUGCAGAACCGUGGCGCGCUGGUCAUCAGCAACGAUGAGUGCAACGACAUCAUGAGCCAAUCGUCUCGCUUCGUGGCCCGAUCACCUGAUGGCAUCACCGAGAACAUCGUGUGCGCCAUCAACCGCACGGGUGUCGACGCCUGCCAGGGCGACGGUGGAGGACCCAUGCUGGCUCGGGGCCUGGACUCCCGAUGGAACGUGGUGGGAGUGGUGUCGUUCGGCAUCGGUUGCGGCGGCCGCUAUCCUGGGGGCUACACGCGCGUCUCAGCGUUCCUCGACUGGAUCGCCCGGAACAGGGAGUGAACAUGACGAAACGACGCAGGCCGGAUAGUCGCUGGAUCCACCUAAGCACUGACCCUCCUGCGGCGGAUGGUCCGAAUUAAAAGCUUCUUUGUGUUCCCGCAGUUGUCCUCUGACUGGGCCUGCAAGCCUUGCGCGGACAAGCGCAAUACUAUGUUGCCUUCGCUGGCGCUUAGUUGCAUACUUAGUUGCGCUCAAAUUACCCUGCAACAUACCCCGCUGUUUUCAUUACAAUGUCUUUUAUAAACAUUGUUCUUCCGAUGUCCUUAAAUUUCUGAAUGUAAGACAGCGAAACCUGCGCGUCAAGUUGAACAAUUUUUUUUUAUUCUUAAAAUAGGCACUAAAUGCAGAAAAGGGUCAGGGUUUUUAUACACCAUUUAACUUCAAAAUCUUAACUGUGUAUUCGACACUAAAUACAAUAAAAGUAACUAUAGAAAUACUUAAGGAAAUUGGACACAGGAAACAUACAGCGCAAGUUUGUACCUUUCUUUCGGCACUAUAAAUUAUGUUCCAUUAUAUAAUUUGUUCUGUACCUGCAUUAUAUCGCCCUAAUAUAGUUGGGUUUUUUAUCUUUCUUUCUUAGUGUCGCAUCUUAACCAUGCCUCGGCAUUGUGCCUGUACGACGCUCUUUUCUGUCCAGCGGCGCACGCAAAUACCUGUGCUUAUGAGGGCUGUUUGUUACUUUGUACAACCGUGAAAAAUAAAAUUUCAAUUUCAAUCUCAACUUUCAAAACAAUCUAAUACCCCUGACACACGGGGGAAAAAAGUCCUUUGCAGGAAACCCCUUUUGUUACUCCGAAGGACCCUUUGCAGAAAGGAGUUGCGCCGGUGACACAAAGCAGCGCACUAACUUCUUUAGGUGGUUCUUCAGAU